Chrysoperla carnea is the source of this 276-nucleotide messenger RNA. Its product is annotated as SRA stem-loop-interacting RNA-binding protein, mitochondrial-like. Gene Ontology annotation, molecular function: RNA binding. NCBI's taxonomy places the organism in Eukaryota, Metazoa, Arthropoda, Insecta, Neuroptera, Chrysopidae. The record is from RefSeq and is a predicted model, not a curated record. Bases 1 to 276 code for a protein of 91 amino acids. The transcript has a single exon.
AUGGGAAUCCGGAAGGUAGCAACCGCUGCUAAAGCCUUAAAUCGUGUUUUUGUAGGUAAUUUACCGUGGACAAUAAGUAAUCGUGAAUUAAAACAGUAUUUUUCACAAUUUGGACUUGUUUCCCAAGUGAAUGUAGUAUUUGAUAAGAAAAACGGAUUUUCUAAAGGUUAUGGUUUUGUACAAUUUGCUAAAAAAGAAAGUAUUCAAUUACUUUCAGAGACACCAAACCAUAAAUUAGAAGGAAACGUUCUUACAAUUCAACCAGCAACAUUUUAA